AUGUCUAUGGGCCAAUCAGCAGAGUCUCCAGGGGCUCCCUGAGGGUGCUAAUAAUCCUGCAAUGAUUAGCAGGGGCCAGGGGGUCAGCGCACACUGCUCUGCCUGCUGUCGGUGGGGCGGGCUGGCCAGCUCUGAGGCCGGGGCAAAGAGGCGUCCUGGGAAGCUCUUUUCAUGCCAGCACUGAAGGGAGGCUGUUUGGACACACUGAUUACUCAUCAGCCUCCCCCUUUUGUCUGCCAGCCCAGCCUGACUCCUCGAGGUUGUGAAUAGCUCCAUCCAGUCUGGAAGCGAGCUGGACGGCUGAGCCGGGCCAUGCUCCCAGUGCCUAACAGGCCCAUUCCUCGGCCAGAGCCCUGCCCGGGGCUGGGAGGCCGGGGCCGCCAGCCUGGCCUCCUCCCAGUGUUCCUGGUUCUGCUUGGCAUGGCCUGGGCAGAGGUGAGGCUGCAGCAGCCGCAGGAGCAAGCUCCAAUGCCCGGAGGCCUGAGCAGGAAGGAAAGCUUCUUGCUCCUCUCCCUGCACAACCGCCUGCGGAGCCGGGUCCAGCCUCCUGCGGCCAACAUGCAGAGACUGGACUGGAGCGAGAGCCUGGCCCAGCUGGCUCAAGCCAGGGCAGCCCUCUGCGGCACUGCGGCCCCCAGCCCAGCGCCGGUCCCACACGUGGGCUGGAACGUGCAGCUGCUGCCCAGGGGCUCGGCAUCCUUUGUCCAAGUGGUCAGCCUGUGGUUCGCCGAGGGGCAGUGGUACAGCCACGCAGCAGCCGAGUGUGCCUACAAUGCCACCUGCACCCACUACACCCAGCUCGUCUGGGCCACCUCAAGCCAGCUGGGCUGUGGGUGGCAUGCGUGCUCUGUGGAUCAGGUGGCGAUGGAAGCCUUCGUCUGCGCCUAUGCCCCCGGAGGCAACUGGGAGGUCAACGGGAAGACCAUCAGCCCCUAUAAGAAGGGCGCCUGGUGCUCGCUCUGUACGGCCACCCUCUCCGGUUGCUUCAAAGCCUGGGACCACGAAGGGGGGCUCUGUGAGGUCCCCAGGAAUCCAUGCCGCGUGAGCUGCCGGAACGGCGGACAACUCAACACGAGCACCUGCCGCUGCCACUGUCCCCCUGGCUACACGGGCAGAUACUGCCAAGUGCGGUGUGGUGUGCGGUGCGUGCAUGGCCAGUUCCGGGAGGAGGAAUGCUCCUGCGUCUGCCAGGUCGGCUACGGCGGAGCCCAGUGUGCCACCAAGGUGCACUUUCCCUUCCACACCUGUGACCUGAGGAUCGAUGGAGACUGCUUCACUGUGUCUUCGGAGGCAGACACUUAUUACGGAGCCAAGAUGAAAUGCCAGGAACAGGGUGGCGUGCUAGCCCAGAUCCAGAGCCAGAAAGUGCAGGACAUCCUCGCCUUCUACUUGGGCCGCCUGGAGACCACCAACGAGGUGACCGACACCGACUUUGAGACCAGGAAUUUCUGGAUUGGGCUCACCUACAAGACCGCGAAGGACUCCUUCCGCUGGACCACGGGGGAGCACCACUCCUUCACCAGUUUUGCCUUCGGGCAGCCUGACAACCAGGGGUUUGGCAACUGUGUGGAGCUGCAGGCCUCAGCUGCUUUCAACUGGAAUGACCAGCGCUGUAAAACCCGAAACCGUUACAUCUGCCAGUUUGCCCAGGAGCACAUUUCCCGAUGGGAUCCAGGACGCUGAGGCUGCUCCGCCAGGCUGCUCCGCCAGGCUGCUCCGCCAGCCAACCCCCUGGUGCACCAACCCUGCCUGCCUGUCUGCCCGCCUGACUGGAAAAAGGGCCAGCCUCGGACUGCAUCCCAGCAUCCAGGGAUCUCGGGUCUUGCCCCACGCAGGGAGCUGGGCAGGGGGUGGCAGUGAGGCCAGUGGGGAUGGGGAGUGGGUGCUAGAAGAGUCUGGCGGGGGCGAGGACAGCCUGGGGUCCCCGACUGGAAGGUGGGCUUCAAUCAGGGGCCGCAGCAGCAGAAGCCAGGGUCAGCAGUCCGAAGAAACCGCCCUCCUCCAUCUGGGCCAAGCUGCCCGGGUCAGCUGCACCCCGCCCCCCCCCGGAGGAUUAAACUAAGUUAUGGAUCAA
Molecule: messenger RNA, 2074 nt
Organism: Oryctolagus cuniculus (rabbit)
Lineage: Eukaryota; Metazoa; Chordata; Mammalia; Lagomorpha; Leporidae
Product: C-type lectin domain family 18 member A
Source: RefSeq, a predicted model, not a curated record